Fusarium vanettenii 77-13-4 is the source of this 744-nucleotide messenger RNA. RefSeq lists its product as uncharacterized. Lineage: Eukaryota; Fungi; Ascomycota; Sordariomycetes; Hypocreales; Nectriaceae. The coding region runs from base 1 to 744 and encodes 247 amino acids. The transcript has 2 exons. The record is from RefSeq and is a predicted model, not a curated record.
AUGGCCCGUCGAUCUCUCUUUGCAGUGGCGACUCUCGCCUUUGGCAUUCUUGGUGCCAAUGCCGGCCCUUGCCGACCUUCCACGACCGUGACGAGCGUCGCCGAAACCUCUUCGACUGUUGUGGCUGAGACAUCGUCGACUACCCUAGUGGAGGCUUCAUCUACCACCGUGGCAGAGAGCUCGUCUACUACCGCAGUUGAGAGCUCUUCUACCACCCUGUUCGAGACUUCUACUUCUCUGGCCGAAUCCUCAUCCACUACUGUCGCUUCGACCUCGACGACUUCCGAAGCGCCAGACUGUGACACAACUCAGAUCGUCGUCAACCCAAGCUUCGACGACGAUGACGGUGCUCCCUGGACCGGCAUUAGCAACCUCAGAAGCACCCAAGACCCUCACUCGGGUAGCCACAACCUGCAAUCCCUGACCGACCUCACCGGCCCCUACCGACUGUCCUACUACUACCGCGUGGCCGGCGUGUCUACGUGGUCAGGAAGCGCUGGCUUUUCCUGCCAGCUUGUGCCCAGCGUUGGAACCCGCCGAUUCAAUGGGGAGAGCCCCUACGACGGUGGCCCAUACUCUUGGACUGGGGCCACCGAGGUCUGGACUCCCACGAGCCCCUCAGGACAUGUGAACCAGGCUACCGUGUCUUUCGCCGUGAGCUGUGGUGGCGAGUUUGACGAGCUAAUCAUCGCAAUCGACGAUGUCACCUUUACAGAGAUCAAGUGCGAACCUCUGCAGACCUAA